AUUGGAAGAACCAUCCUCCAUUGUGCAGCUGGAUUACAGCCAGAAGGUGCUGCUUGUCUCUACCUUGCAGAGAAGUCUGCUCUUCUACACAGAAGAAAAGUCUGUCAAACAGGUUGGAACUCAACCAAGGAAAAGUACUGGGAAAUUUGGUGCUUGUUUUAUACCAGGGCUGUGUAAGCAAAGUGAUCUCACCUUGUACGCGUCCCGGCCUGGACUCCGGCUAUGGAAGGCUGAUGUCUAUGGCACAGUCCAAGCUACAUUUAUCUUAAAGGAUGUCUUUGCUGGAGGGAUCACACCUCUUGAGCUCUACCCAAGGCUGGAAUCCUCCGAUAGAGGGGGUUGCGGCUCACCUGAGAAACACCUGGGACUCGUUUCAUGUUUCUUUCGAGAAGGCUGGGUGCUGAGCUGGAAUGAGUACAGUAUCUAUCUUCUGGACACCAUCAACCAGGCCACAAUUGCUGGUUUAGAAGGAUCUGGUGAUAUUGUGUCUGUUUCCUGCACAGAAAAUGAAAUCUUUUUCUUAAAGGGAGAUAGGAACAUUAUAAGAAUUUCGAGCAGGCCUGAAGGACUAGCAUCAAUAGUGAGAGAUGGUCCGGAGAUGUCGCGAUGUUCAGAGCAAGCACACGUACAGCGUCUGGAGAAGCCACUGGGGGCUGCAGUGUCUGAGACAAGACUUCCAGGCUCUUCUGUGGCGAGCUCUGUGGCCAGUGAGCCUCGGAGCAGGAGCAGCUCACUCAACUCCACUGACAGUGGUUCGGGGCUGCUGCCACCUGGGCUCCAGCAGGGCCCUGAGCUGUGCAAAAGCAACCAGCCCUCCUCACAGAGGUUCAGUGUAAUCAGCUCAGAAGAUUUUGACCAGGAACUCAUUGUGAAACCUAUCAAAGUAAAGAAGAAGAAGAAGAAGAGAAGGACAGAAGGUGGAAAUAAGAACACGUGUCACAGUUCCCUGGACUCAACCCCCUGCUCCGAAUUUCCUGCUGACAGCCCACAGUCUCUGCACACAGACCUGCUGUCCAUGACUUCCAGUGUUCUGGGCAGCAGCAUGGACCACCUGAGUACAGAGUCUCCCGACCAGGAGAGCACCUUCAGUGGGGAGGUGAAUGGUGUCUCACAGGAAAAUAAUGACCCUGAAGCAUUCAGUGUCCUGGAGGUUCCAGAAUGCGCCCCUGAUGUACUGCACGAAGAGGAGGACACUAGGCCUGAAAUUGCACAGCGUCUCCACACGUGUGAAGUGGGGCUGCUCAAUGGAGCCUGGCAUUCACUCUCGCCCCCAAGGGAGGGUGUGGCAGCCGGUGACAUUACAGGACUGGAAGGGGAUUUUGGUCCUGCAGAUGACAACACAGACCCCACACCGUUGCCAUUUGGAGACCAGAACAGCUCUGCCGAAGCGCACGAGGUAGAGAAGGUAGAGCCCAGUGAGCCCUACAGCACUUCCGAGGGCCCCCUCGUGGAUUUGCGCAUGGUGCCUUCUUGCCUCAGCUGGCUUCCAAGUGCUGGGCAGUGGCUCCCCGGGGCCCUGGCUGAUGGAGGCAGCACUGAGGAGGCAAACCAAGACCAGGAUGCCGUGGCUCAGAUGGGCACCUCCAGCCUCCUUGCCACAAAUUCCUGGCAUGCAGUUCCUGAUGAUGACGACAGCAACAAUGACAAUGACGACACAGCCCCAAAAGCACUGUCGGCUCUGGAAUGCCAAGUAGCGGGGAGUCAGCUGAGCCCUCUGACUCCUGCCUGGGUGGCUAGCUCCCACAAGGCCGGGCUGGAGCAGCCUUUCCAGGACCCGGCCUUGGCAUCCAGUGAUGAUGAAGACAUCUACGCGCAGGGACUCCCAUCGUCAUCCUCAGAGACAAGCGUGGCAGAGGUUGGGGCUAGUCACUCUCUGCAGGACCUGGGCCGGCCAGGUCCAGAUGACGCUGCACUGCUCAAGACAGACCAGUUUGCAGAGAGCUGGAUGGGCUACUCGGGUCCUGGCUAUGGCAUACUCAGCUUGGCGGUGUCCGAGAAGUAUAUUUGGUGCCUGGACUACAAAGGUGGCCUGUUCUGCAGUGCACUGCCUGGAGCUGGGCUGCGCUGGCAGAAGUUUGAAGAUGCUGUCCAGCAGGUGGCGGUCUCCCCUUCAGGUGCUCUCCUCUGGAAGAUUGAACAGAAAUCUAACCGUGCUUUCGCUUGCGGGAAAGUUACCAUCAAGGGGAAGCGACAUUGGUAUGAAGCCCUGCCUCAGGCAGUGUUUGUGGCCUUGAGUGACGACACAGCCUGGAUCAUCAGGACCAAUGGAGACCUGUACCUGCAGACAGGUCUCAGUGUGGAUCGCCCCUGUGCUCGAGCUGUGAAAGUCGACUGUCCAUACCCGCUCUCCCAGAUCACUGCCAGGAACAGUGUGGUAUGGGCACUCACAGAACAGAGGGCCCUCCUGUACCGGGAGGGCGUGAGCAGCUUCUGUCCUGAGGGGGAGCAGUGGAAGUGUGACAUCGUCAGUGAAAGGCAAGCUUUGGAGCCUGUCUGCAUUACCCUUGGGGACCAGCACACUCUGUGGGCCCUGGACAUCCACGGUAAGCUGUGGUUCAGAACUGGAGUGGUUCCAAAGAAGCCCCAAGGGGACGAUGACCACUGGUGGCAGGUGAGCAUCACAGACUAUGUGGUGUUCGACCAGUGCAGCUUAUUCCAGACCAUCAUCCAUGCCACCCACUCCGUGGCCACCGCAGCCCAAGUGCCUGUGGAAAAGGUAGCAGAUAAACUGCGCAUGGCAUUCUGGUCCCAGCAGCUUCAGUGCCAGCCCAGCCUGCUGGGGGUCAACAACAGCGGUGUUUGGAUCUCCUCAGGCAAGAAUGAAUUCCAUGUUGCCAGAGGAAGCCUUAUAGGGACUCACUGGGAAAACGUUGUUCCCCGGGGGACAGCUUCUGCAACAAAAUGGGCCUUCGUGUUGGCUUCCACUGCACCCUCCAAGGACGGAAGCUCCUUGUGGCUAUGCCAGAGCAGCAAGGACCUGUGCAGCGUCAGUGCCCAGAGCCCACAGUGCCGCCCCUCCACCGUGCAGCUGCCCCCCGACGCCGAGAUGAGGGCCUACGCUGCCUGCCAGGAUGCGCUGUGGGCCUUGGAUUACCUUGGCCAGGUGUUUAUCAGGACCCUGUCUAAGAGCUGCCCUACAGGCAUGCACUGGACGAAGCUGGACCUCUCCCAACUAGGAGCCAUCAAAUUGAUCAGCUUGGCAUGUGGAAACCAGCACAUCUGGGGGUGUGAUUCCAGGGGUGGAGUUUACUUCCGUGUGGGGACCCAGCCUCUGAAUCCCAGCCUGAUGCUUCCGGCCUGGAUCAUGAUUGAGCCACCUGUCCAGCCUGCUGGGGUCACCUUGGUCAGUGUCCACUGCAGCCCCAACGACCAGAUGCUCUGGGCACUUGACAGCAGAUGGAAUGUGCACGUCCGCACCGGAAUCACCGAGGAGAUGCCGGUGGGCACGGACUGGGAGCACGUGCCAGGGUUGCAGGCUUGCCAGCUGGCACUGAGCACCAGGACCGUGUGGGCCCGGUGUCCAAACGGUGACCUCGCCCGCCGCUAUGGCAUCACAGACAAAAAUCCUGCGGGGGACUACUGGAAGAAGAUUCCCGGAUGUGUGUCCUGUGUCACAGUGACCUCCUCGGAUGAGCUCUGGGCCGUGGGCCCGCCCGGCUACCUCCUCCAGAGGCUCACCAAGACCUUCCGCCACGCGCACGGCGCGCACAAGGGCGGCCCGGCAGCCGCGCCGCACCCGGAGGACCUGGAGGACGAGUGGGAGGUGAUCUGAGCGCCCGGCCGCGCCUGGGAGGGGAGCCGGCACAGCGGCCAGGACCCACCCCCACACAGCUUUCAUCCGCAUUUGUGUCCGUCUCACACCAGACUCAAGCCACAGCCACACGCCCGAGCUGCUGCCAAAGCUGCAGCACCUGGCGCCUGGGCCCGGCCACCUCCAGGGGGCCUGGCGCUGCCGCCCCACGGCACGCCCU
Messenger RNA from Dipodomys ordii (Ord's kangaroo rat), 3971 nucleotides. It is a transcript of the gene Tecpr2, whose product is annotated as tectonin beta-propeller repeat containing 2. The record is from RefSeq and is a predicted model, not a curated record. The transcript has 16 exons. Lineage: Eukaryota; Metazoa; Chordata; Mammalia; Rodentia; Heteromyidae. The coding region runs from base 599 to 3772 and encodes 1057 amino acids.